AUGAAUUCAGAAGUCACAAAAUAUCAUGAACAAGUGGACGAUGUAAAACCGAUUGAAACAGCUAACGAAAACCAGGAUGCCGUCGUAAAAAGCUCAAUUGCAGAGGAUACCAGUGGAGUCGGAUCGAAAGUUAGGUUAUUGAUUCUUAUUGGUGUUCCUGGAUCCGGUAAAUCAACUUUGGCCAAGAAUAUAUGUAAAAUUUAUCCUGACAAUUGGUACAGGGUUAAUCAAGAUGACUUGGGCAGUCGACAGGCUUGCGAGGACUUGGCCAGAGCCAAAUUAAAAGAGGGUAAGAAUGUGAUAGUGGACCGAGUUAAUUUUGAUAAGAAUCAAAGAAAAACAUGGAUCGAAAUAGCUUGGAAAUUUGAUGUCCCCGUUGAUGCCAUCAUAAUGGAUACUUCCAUGGAGGAAUGUUCAACGCGCAUAAACAUGAGGGAAAAUCAUCCUACAGAAGUACAGGGACAGAAGGGCAUCGAAAUUCUUGGAAAAUUUAGGGAAUGGAUGAAAUUACCGGAACACAGAGAGGGCAUUGAAAGAAUAAUUAGAGUAAAACCACAACCUACCGUUGAUUCUUAUAACAAGCAGGUGAUCGAUGAGAUCUUGUUUAGAUUAGAUAACGAGACAGCGGUAAGGCAUGACAGAAGUGUCGGUGUAAAUAAAUUGGAGAUUCAUGCCGGUCGCCAUAAUAGCAGCGGUAAUGCUCCCCGGAAUUACAGAGGCGGAAGUAAUUCUCGCGGAAGAUAUAACACCCGGGGUGGCACUAUACGUAGAGGCGGGUAUAAUGGCGAACCAGCUUAUUAUUAUGCAAACACUAAUGCUUGGUCAAAAUGA
Messenger RNA from Acaulospora morrowiae, 831 nucleotides. NCBI's taxonomy places the organism in Eukaryota, Fungi, Glomeromycota, Glomeromycetes, Diversisporales, Acaulosporaceae. The record is from the annotation of a GenBank genome assembly.